Coccinella septempunctata (seven-spotted ladybird) is the source of this 2760-nucleotide messenger RNA. RefSeq names its product E3 ubiquitin-protein ligase RNF19A-like. The transcript is spliced from 12 exons. Gene Ontology annotation, cellular component: ubiquitin ligase complex; cytoplasm. Gene Ontology annotation, biological process: protein polyubiquitination; ubiquitin-dependent protein catabolic process; positive regulation of proteasomal ubiquitin-dependent protein catabolic process. The coding region runs from base 344 to 2401 and encodes 685 amino acids. Lineage: Eukaryota; Metazoa; Arthropoda; Insecta; Coleoptera; Coccinellidae. Gene Ontology annotation, molecular function: zinc ion binding; ubiquitin protein ligase activity; ubiquitin conjugating enzyme binding. The record is from RefSeq and is a predicted model, not a curated record.
GUAACGUGAACCAUUGGAUUCCCUACUUUGUGUGCUAAUUAUAAACCUAUAAAAUUCAAUAUUUAGCGACAAUCAUGUGUUUAACGGUUUCAAUUCAAUAACAUUUGGUGCUAUCGGUAAACAUCUGUCUUUUCCCAACUUUCUUAAGGACGAGAGAUCGUUGCUUCUAUUUCUACAACAACAGUUUCAUCAAACUUGUGGCCAAGAUAAGGUGCUGUCAUCCGAUAUCUCGAACCAGAAAACCAUCAACGGCAAAAUGAUGAUUUGAAGGACACCGCAGUUCAUUUUUGAGGCAUGCUCAUACUAACGUAACAUUCGAACACAGAAAUUUCUCAAGAUCGAGAUGAAGAAUUCUUUGGAAAAAGAUGCGAACCAGUGCGUUGCAGGUCAGCGUAAAAAAAGAUUUCCAGGCAGAUGGUCGAUCCGUCAAUUCAUCUAUUCUAGUCCCUUACUAAAUCGUAGACGUAAUCAGGCUAACACUUCUACCCCUAAACCUUCCAGGAGCCACGACAAGGAAACCGAUAGUCGUCAAGGAAACUCCUCCAAAGACAUAGAAUGUGGUCUUCCCCCCAAUGUGGAAAUUCAUCAGGCAGCUAGCAGAACUUCAGUAUUCACGGGUAGCACCAAAAGUGCUGAUGGUCUACCAGCUUCCCUAGAAUGUCCGUUGUGCUUCGCAGAACUCGAUCUAGAGGAAUUUUUCCAAGUGGCAAGCUGCGGUCACCGUGCUUGUCUGCAAUGCCUGAAACAAUACCUGAGGGUUGAGAUCACCGAAUCACGUGUUAUCAUCACCUGUCACGAAUGCCCGGAACCCAUUCAUCCGAACGAAAUAAAAAUCAUCCUGGACGACCCUGCUAUGAUGGACAAAUACGAGGACUUCAUGGUCAGAAGGGUUUUAGCAGUUGAUGCAGAUACAAGAUGGUGUCCUGCUCCAGACUGCGGAUUUGCUGUUAUAGCUAGCGAAUGCGCGAGUUGUCCAAAGCUGAGAUGCGAGCGACCAGGAUGUGAUUCGUUCUUCUGUUAUCAUUGCAAGGCUGAAUGGCAUCCCAAUCAGACAUGUGAUGCAGCCCGCGCUCAGAGAUCUCCAAACAUUAGGUCUUCUUCGAUAGCCUAUAGUACAGACUCUCAGUAUAAAGAAGACAUCAAGCCGUGUCCCAGAUGUGAAGUAUUAAUAGUUAAAAUGGACGAUGGUUCGUGUAAUCAUAUGAUGUGCGCCGUCUGUGGUGCAGAAUUUUGUUGGCUGUGCAUGAAGGAAAUUAGCGAUUUGCAUUAUUUAAGUCCGUCAGGUUGCACAUUCUGGGGAAAAAAGCCAUGGUCUAGAAAAAAGAAAAUUCUUUGGCAGCUAGGUACUUUGGUUGGGGCGCCUGUUGGCAUUGCAUUAGUAGCUGGAAUAACGGUUCCUGCUAUGAUAAUAGGUAUUCCGGUAUGGAUAGGUAGAAAGAUGUAUACUAGGUACAAGAAUGCCAAUAAGCAUAAGAGAAAUGCUGCAAUUGUUGGAGGAGUUUUAGCUUCGGUUGUUAUAUCUCCCAUACUGGCCGGAUUGGCGGUAGGCAUCGGCGUACCGAUCCUCCUCUUCUACGUCUACGGCGUGGUUCCAGUGUCACUAUGCCGUUCCGGAGGGUGCGGUGGCAGAUCAACAACGGACGACAACGACGUUAUGGUCUGUAACAGAGUGGACAGAAGCUCCAUGGACGCCGUCAGCGUAAACACGAAGAUUCCCAACCCUUCAAUAGGCGAAGCUAGCUUAUCCCUGGCCAGCGAGAGCCACAUCCUUCGUGAGCCAGACAGGGAAUCUGCCAGUACCGUUGCCUUGGCAGGAAGCAUGGCCGGGCAUCGUUUGGAGGUGCAGGCCGAUAUGAAUUCCACACAGCGAUACAGCAUCACCAGCUUAUCCGCCGAAUCUGGUAACGCGAGUUUAGACGAAACUGGAGCAUCCAUGAGAGCUUUAGCCGGAUCCAUUUUUAAUUAUAAGGCAAAUGGAAGUGAUUCAUGCAGUUAUAACACGAACGAAGAUGGUGCUUCAGAAAGAGUGCGAUUCGACGAUAAUGUGAGUUACAAAGCUUCCCAAGCCGAGAAACUCAGCAUAGGAAGCAGCUGUAGUUAUCGACCAAAAUCCAAGAACGUUUCAAGACUCGAUCAUUUUCAUGAUACAGUUAGUAAUGAUAGCAUAUACAUCGAUAUAACCCCGACGGAAGAAAAGCCGUCAUCCAGGAAAUUCUCCUCGCAGACUGCUUUCCUGAGAAGUCAAUUUUUCCAGUUUGUCAACGAACAGAAACCAAUCACGAAAAGUAUGGAAGAAAGAACCAUUAUUGAGGUCUCCAACGAAACGCUUAACAAGCCAUCCUGUUCAGGAUCUUCGAAUUCGGUUAUUUCCAAGUCAGCCCAUGAAACAACAGAGCUAUGAGUUACCUUGUAAAUUUAUUUUUACUAAGACUGAUGUCCAUAAUAAAUACUAUUUAUUUUAUAUCAAUUGUAGCAACAAGUUGAAAAUUGCCGAUACAUAAGUUCAAUUCUGGUUCGCUUUUUUGUAUUUUAAUGAUGAAACGUGUUUGUGAAUGGUCGUUUUUCAAACGCCAGGAAUCUUUUAGUUUUUUAUAUCUAGCUUUUAAAACGAUGUUAAUUUUCGAAUUUAUCUGGACUGGAAAUUAAUUAGAUAAUAUUUAUUUGAUCAUCAUUCAUUGUGAUUUUCUGUAUUUCUUGGAAAUUAUAUUUAUUUGUUAGAAUGUCUGUAUUAUGAUCGAAAUAAAUAAUUGUCCUUGUAAA